CCCAAUUUUUUUGGUAUUGUGCAGAAGACCGCUCAUGUUAGCUCUUGGGAAACAACUUGCGAGGAAAGUGUUUUCUCGCAAUCGUUACAACCAGAAAUUUUUCGAGCACUCAGCAGUCACUAAACCUGCAGAGAAAGCCGUUCCGGACCCUGUAGUCGAAUCUGAUGCGCAACCUCAAAUAGACUCUGUCGAUUCCCUAGGAGUCAUAUCUGGUGUGCCUGAGAAACAUUUGAAACGAAGAGUUAAAAUUUAUAAACCUCCAAGGACAGCCACACAACAAGGAAGAGGCUCGAAGUAUGCCGUUUGGAAACUAGAGUUUGAGAAGCUUGAAGAAGGAGAUCGUUGGACGAAUCCUUUAAUGGGUUGGACUAGUACUGGUGACCCGCUUUCUCAAACUGCUGUUUAUUUUCCUGAUAGAGAAUCGGCUAUAGAAUAUGCAAGACGUUAUGGUUUGUCUUACAUCAUUUACGAACCGGAAGAGGAGGAAGAACACAUCAGAAGUUUCAAUGCUUAUGGGAAAAGUAUGGUUCAUCAAUGGAAUCAUAACGGAAUUCCCAAAUAUGAAGACGAAGAAUGACAGCUUUGUUUAGUAGCGGAAAUAAGAAGCUUGUUUACGAAGCACUAGUUGUUUGGGUGUCCUUUCUGAACAAAAAGGACAACAAAAUUUGUGUUUAACUGAAUGUAUUUCGGCAACUGUUUUUUUGUUAAAGUAGCCUAGUGGCCAAUUUAAGCGUGUCCACUCUAUAUUUCCGUAUUCGUCUAUGCAGACUUUCGAUACACCAAAAUUGUAGAAAA
Molecule: messenger RNA, 795 nt
Organism: Galdieria sulphuraria
Lineage: Eukaryota; Rhodophyta; Bangiophyceae; Galdieriales; Galdieriaceae
Product: NADH dehydrogenase (ubiquinone) Fe-S protein 4
Exons: 4
Coding region: 35-577 (180 amino acids)
Biological process (GO): electron transport chain
Source: RefSeq, a predicted model, not a curated record